GCCGUCAGGGUCAGAGGGUGGAAGCAGCAUAUCGGAGUGUUCGUGUCUUAGUUUAUCCAUGAUGUAGCUUCACAAACGCCAUAAGAAAUGAACGACAGGAUUGCGGCCAAGAGCUUCGUAGCGUUCCGUUGCAUCCCUCGGUCGAGUUGAGCCCCUAGGCGUUUAGCUCGCUGGUGUGGAGGACAGUGUGAGUGAGUGAGUGAGUGAGUGAGUGAGAGAGAGAGUGUGUACUGUGGACUAGUACUAGUCUAGUGUUGUUAGCCGAGUAGCUAAGAAGAAGGACGGGAGAUUUUCUGUUCAUUUCAAUUUCUCUAAAACCAUGGAGGGAAUUCUCUACAAAUGGACGAACUACAUCACUGGAUGGCAGCCUCGCUGGUUUGUGUUGGACAACGGGAUCCUCUCCUACUACGAUUCGCAGGACGACGUGUGUAAGGGCAGCAAGGGCAGCAUAAAAAUGUCCGUGUGCGAGAUUAAAGUUCACCCCACUGACAGCGCGAGGCUUGAGCUCAUCAUCCCGGGAGAGCAGCAUUUUUACGUGAAGGCGGUGAACGCUGCAGAAAGGCAGACGUGGCUCGUCGCGCUGGGCAGCUCCAAGGCCUGCUUGAUAGACAACAGAACGAGGAAGGAGAAAGAUAUCACAGAAACCACAGAGUCCCUGAAAACAAAGAUGUCUGAGCUGCGGCUGUACUGUGACCUGCUCAUGCAACAGGUUCACACCAUACAGGAGAGUGUGGAGCAGGAUGGCGCUCAUCCCUCUGCCAGCACUGAGAACAUGAAUGACGCCUCUUCUUUGUUAAGUGCCACUUGCAAUACUUUUAUCAAGACGUUAGAAGAAUGUAUGAAGAUUGCAAACGCCAAGUUCAAAACAGAAAUGUUCCAGCUCAACCCUCCAGACACGGUGAUGUCGGCGCUCUCUCCGUCCCCCGUGCAGAUGGUCCGGAUGAAGCGCUCCAUCAGCCAUCCCGGCACCUACAGUUUUGACAGAAGCAGCCACUCGCCCAGCAAGGCCCUGCCUUCCCUGCAGAGGCUCUCUCAGCGCCGAGGCCGUACCUCUUCGGAGACAGAGUCGCACAGCGACGGCUACGCGUCUCCCUGUGAAAGCGACAGGACAGGCCUGGUUCCCAGAGCGAAUGUCAACGGCGGUCCUAAAGACAGCAUCCCGGAAGAGACGCGCUCCAGUUCACGGGCAUCAUCCCAGCUGCACCCCUCCGUCGCACCUCCGUCGCUCUGAGCGCCGCUCUGCUAGUUUGAAGUGGACUGUGUGGGGAGCCACUGCCUCCCAGGAAGUGCGUAUUAUUUCCUGAUGAAGGAUUCCUUUGCACUUUAGCAGUCAUGUUUUAAAAAGAAAAAAAGAAAACUCAAAAUGUUUGUACUCUUCCAGGUAUUUUUGUUAUUUAUCAGUAUGACAGAAUCCAGAAGAGGUGGUGUUUCAGUAGAUGAGGAUGAAGUAUUUUUGCCUGAAACUUGUAGACAGUAUGAUGGGUCACACUUUAGCACAUGUGUAGAUAUCAUGCCAAGGACCAAUGUGAACACGUUUGUUUCUUUGUUUUGUACUUCUUCCCAUGAUUGGAAUGCUCCAGUGCUUAAUGUGUUGUCAUGUAGCAGGCAUGUUGUGUAUUUAAAUGUUGCGAUCACACUGUUGAUUCAAGCCACCAUGUAAAAUUAUAUUUGCCUUAACAUCGAGUCCAAGAGGUCUUGUUACUGUAGCAGACAUUUGUUAGUUUCUCUAAACAAAGGUACAUAUUGUAGAUGAGGCAAAAUGUA
Messenger RNA from Scleropages formosus (Asian bonytongue), 1764 nucleotides. It is a transcript of the gene plekha3, whose product is annotated as pleckstrin homology domain containing, family A (phosphoinositide binding specific) member 3. Gene Ontology annotation, biological process: endosome organization; retrograde transport, endosome to Golgi; receptor recycling. The coding region runs from base 320 to 1231 and encodes 303 amino acids. The transcript is spliced from 8 exons. Gene Ontology annotation, cellular component: early endosome; recycling endosome; trans-Golgi network. NCBI's taxonomy places the organism in Eukaryota, Metazoa, Chordata, Actinopteri, Osteoglossiformes, Osteoglossidae. The record is from RefSeq and is a predicted model, not a curated record.